AUGGCGCAGCCGUUGCUGCAGGGGCAGGGGCCCGAGGGCGAUGGGAGUUACUACCUUUCACAGGACCAUGCAGGCUCGGAUUCCGCAGGCGCCGAGGCCGGUGCGCCUUCAGUUGGCUUAGGCUCUGCCGGCCGAGAGCCGGUUUUGCACUGCCACGUCCCUCUCGUCUUGCUUCCGGUCUCGAUGACCCCUGCGGUUGCGCUGCACCCUGAGGUGCAGUCUGUGGAUCUUUACGGGAAUGCGAAAGCCAUGGACAGCGGCCAGGGCUGCUGCGCGUAUCUUUGCGUGCGCUCUCCCGCGCCGUUUGACUGGGUCCCCUUCCUGCACGCCGCGGCUCACCGCAACGCCGCGUCUUUCGUGCAGAGUGCGUCGGAGGCUGGAAGGCGGCUGUCCGCGUCGACGGCGGCGUCCCCCGGUCGCGCGGCGUCAGCCGUCCCGCCCUCUGCCGUGGCGAACCUUCACCUCGUGGCGGGCGCAGGGCCGCCAGUAGGGACGCCUGCCAGUCUGCUGACCAUGUUUGGAAACAGCCAGCUGAUUUUUCGCGCCGUCCGCGAAAUCAACCGGGCGCACUCGGGGUUCUGGCAGAUAGUCACGGUUCUGCUCGUUCUGCUGGUGUUGUUCGUCCCUGGCAUCGGCCUCGUUGUCGUGUUCGCCAUUGGGUGCUCCUCGGCGCUCAGGAAACUGCUCGACGAUGCUGCGCUGCAGCGCAUGCGAAACGCUUGCGAGACCGUCAAUCAGCGGAUGGCUGCCUUUGGCCUGGGCUUUCUCCUCAUGGAGGGAUUCGGACCCCACGACCCCGUCGACCUCGAGCACGGCGCCCUCGGCGCCGGCGCCGCUCUCCCAGAAAAACGCAUCUGGGUCCUGCGCGUGUACAUGCUGCCCCGGACUGAAGACUACACGCCUGCCGCUGCCGCGGCGGCGGCGGCGUCGGCGUCUCCCAGAAGCGGCUCAGGAGCGGCUCGCGGCGAAGAAGGCGCGCGACCUGCCCGCCAGGCAGAGGCGGCGCCCAGGCCUGACUCCGGCGGCGGAGCCGCUGCGAACGACGCGCGGGAACCCCGCGCGGCCGCGGCCGCUGGAGAAGACGAGACAAGCCGGAUGGAAAAUGGCAGCGACGCAGGGGGCGGCGCUGGGCAGUCGCCCAGCGCGUCUGCCCUCAAGCAGCCGCUGCUCUCUGAGCACAGCAAAGGGGAGCAGAGAAAAGGCGGCAGCCGGGAAUUGUAG
Molecule: messenger RNA, 1221 nt
Organism: Besnoitia besnoiti
Lineage: Eukaryota; Apicomplexa; Conoidasida; Eucoccidiorida; Sarcocystidae
Exons: 2
Coding region: 1-1221 (406 amino acids)
Source: RefSeq, a predicted model, not a curated record